This is a messenger RNA of Purpureocillium takamizusanense, 2485 nucleotides long. RefSeq lists its product as uncharacterized. Gene Ontology annotation, molecular function: transmembrane transporter activity. Bases 842 to 1906 code for a protein of 354 amino acids. The record is from RefSeq and is a predicted model, not a curated record. Gene Ontology annotation, biological process: transport. The transcript has 4 exons. Lineage: Eukaryota; Fungi; Ascomycota; Sordariomycetes; Hypocreales; Ophiocordycipitaceae.
AUGGAGCCGCUGAACUGACUGAACGGCAGACGGCGGGGGGCCCACCCGACCCGACACCAUCCGUCCGUCACGUCAAUCUACGUACUCUAUCCGUCCCGCGGCAAUCCACUCACUGCCCGUUCGCCCGCCCGAGAGCUCCCUCGCUCGGCUCCCUCGCUCGAGCGAGUCACCACCACCACCACCACCACCACCAUCAGCUGCUAGGUCGAACCUAACCUCUGCGCUUCUGCACCUGCGAGCCGUCCCCCAGUCGCCCCGGCUCUGGCUCACUUGCAGGCGGCAUUGGGCGGCCCCUCAAUUGUCCUUCCAUCCAUCGACUGUCCAUCGCAGCUCCACCUCGCCCUCGUCCAUCUCGUGCCUCUCCUCCUCUCCCACGACUCCGCACGAUCGCUCUCCUCUUGCAUCGCCUCCGACCUGCACCCACCCUCCGCUGCCAUCGCCAUCUCCCCUUCCGACCCGACCUCCAUCGCCAGCCGGCGUCUCGACACCGUCCUCACGGUGGCCCGCCUCGUUUCACGCAGGCGACCAUCAAGCUCCCGACCCCGCCGCCGGUGUCGUCUGUCUGCUCCGCCCUCGUGUGCGGGAGCAGGCCCGAACCCAACCCCCCCCCCCCUCCAUACCCCUCGAGCUCCGGGCACAAUACAGCUCCCGACGACGAGAGCUCGAGUGACGGCAAACCCGUGGCCGCUGGCGACUGGCCGUGCUGCGUCCGCGCCACAGACUCUGGUCUCGCUUCGUCGGGGCCUCAGUCUGAACGCGCCGUGGCCGUCCUCGCCCGUCGGCCCAAGUCGCGCCAUUCCCUCCACGGGGACCAGCCGCGAUCGUCCCCGUUCCCCAAAGCAUGACUGCUGAGGCCAGGAGUGGUCACCAAGAUGUUACAGGCCGCCUCCCCGCGUCAGCAGCCAUGCCUUCCCAGACCGGAGGAAGAAGAGACAGAGCCAACACGCUCGUCUGGCGUUAUCGCACGGAGAUAGCCGCCAGCACGUCGAGCGUAUUCUCCACGCUCGCCGCCUUUCCGCUCGAUAGCGUCAAGACGCGCAUGCAAACCUAUCAGUAUAGUGGCUUCCUCGACUGCGUCAAGCGCACCUACCGCACCGAGCAUCUCGCGGGCUUCUUUCGAGGCGUCACGGCUCCCAUGGCCAGCAUCACUCUCGUCCGCACCGUCUCCUUUUCCAUCUACCAACGAGCCAAAUACGCCUAUUCCGGCUGGGUCAAGCAAAAUUUCGGAUACGACAUCAUUCAGCAUGUGAACCGCCCGGGCACAUACCCCAACCUCUGGUCGAUUGCAUGUUUCGGUGCGGCCGGCGCGACGGCGGGAUCCGCUAUUACCUUUCUCGCCUGCCCCUUCGAACUGACCAAGCUCUCGGCACAGGUCUCUGUGCUUCUGGCGGAGCGCGCCGGCAGCUGCCAAAAGAGCCGCGCGGUAGCCUCGAGCUACCAGAACAAGGGGACGCUGCGAACCAUGGCCAACAUCAUCAAGCACCGUGGCGUCUUAGGCCUCUACACGGGAUUCCGUCUCCAUCUCUUGCGCGACACGCUGGGCACGUCCAUCUACUUCAUGGUGUACGAGAGCGGCAAGCAAUUGGGGACGACAUUCGCCGGCGACAGUCCAAACAGCAAUAAGUUAGCUGUAGUUGCAGCCGGCGGCAUGUGCGGGCUCGUCUCGUGGGCCAUGAUUUACCCUAUCGAUUCCGCCAAGAGCAUCUACCAGCGCAACUCACUCCUCCAUUCGCGGGGCGAGAAGGUCGACCCGGCGCCCAAGAUUGAGUUCUUCAAGCGCCACAUGUACCGCGGGCUGGGCGUGUCGAUGAGCCGAUCGUGUGUCGUCAAUGCCAUCUUCUUCUCGUCGUUUGAGUUUAUCAAGAAGCGCAUCAAGGAGGAUGGCAAGCCUAAAGGUGCCAUCUGACACGGAGGAGCACAGGCGCCGCAGCUGCUGCACCAACAGCAAAGGAAAAAACCGACAAAUCAACAAGGGUCACUUGGGUUCGAUUAUGUUGUUUUUACACUCUUGCUUCCAUUUUCUAAGAAGCGGCCGGGGAGCCAUCGGCCGUAUGCAUCACGACGAGUUGGGCGUUUGGGUUCUCAGAGUAUGAAAUUUGCCUUACGCCGUUCAUCACCGGCAGGAAUCGCUCGAGGAGAGUCGCCGCGCAGCAGAGCAAAGACGGGCUUGACGUCGGACAACGGGCACCCGAGGAGGAGAACCGAGGACGAGCGGCCCAUUGCGGCGGGAUGUCUGUCUGUCACUGGUCAUGAUUCCGCGCGUUGGGGCCGUGUUUAUGUAGCGAAACGAAUCGAGUAUCUAGUCUUCCAGACUACCGCCUACCCUUCCUUUAUGCCUUGCCGACUGCAACGCUAUGGUGUUUUUGUUGUCACCUCUCAACGAGUUUCUCCGAGAAACCGAGCACCACCUCCUCAACGCCGCCGCCCGCAACAUGUACAAAAACAACGACAUGCAAUGCACGAUGGGAAAAAAGCAAGAUUGGCC